Messenger RNA from Harpia harpyja (harpy eagle), 5900 nucleotides. RefSeq names its product cell division cycle associated 4 (gene CDCA4). The coding region runs from base 2173 to 3087 and encodes 304 amino acids. Gene Ontology annotation, cellular component: nucleus. The record is from RefSeq and is a predicted model, not a curated record. Lineage: Eukaryota; Metazoa; Chordata; Aves; Accipitriformes; Accipitridae. Gene Ontology annotation, molecular function: transcription regulator activity. The transcript is spliced from 4 exons.
CAGAAAGCCAGGCAGUUUCAAAGUUUUAUAAAGGGAACAUUAACAUUGAGUUGAAUAACUAAAAAUCUUCUGUCCCUCUGGGAAAGUUCCCCAAAACUUCUCUGAACUGUGGUUGAAAACCCACAGGUUUGAACAACUGUGGGUGUUCCCCUCUGCUCCCCCUUAACCUCCAUUUUCAUUGAAUGAGCAAUUGCAUGCUAAUGUAUUUAAAAAGAUGCUCUCCCCCUGCCUCCUUAGUGGGCAUCAAUCUCCAUGUUACAGGGAAAAGAGUCAUGAAACUUGCACAGCAGUUGAUGCUGUGUCUCAAACAAGGCUGUUGGUCUGAAUGACAUAACUCAGCUGUAGACUUGCACAACAGAAAGUACUUUCAAGCAAACAGCUAACAUCAGAUCUGCUUUCAUCUCAGGUAACCUUGAAUAUCUGUCCAUAUCUGUUCCCUUCUGCCUCUGUGCCUGUGGUUUUAUUUUUCCUCCCUUGCCAGAAAAUCCAGAUCGCAUGGAGCUUCUGAAGCUUGGGCAUUCAGCAAAGGCAAGAAGUGUGAGGAUCUAGGUUGCAUUAACAAUGGCUUGUGCACACAAAAGCUUGUCUGCUUAUCGCUUCCCUGUUUGUUUGCUGUUUGUUGGGUUUUUUUAAUCCCCUCUCUCUUCUGCAGCUCUGUGAGUUUAUCUAGCAAAAGAUGUUGCCUGGCUCUGUGAACAUAGCCAUAUUUGCCUGAAGGAAAAAUUUGGUAAACGAAGAGAGAAUAAUUUCUUUGGAUGAAAAGCACCUUUCCAGACUGCCUCAGAGGCGCAGCAGUGAGGGUUUCAGCCUUGAGCAGGUUAGAGAUGCACAUGCAAGUCUUCACACUCACCAGGAAUCACCUGUUUUCAAAGCUGUCCUUAGACUUUUUUUGAAGUCUCAGGUAUGCCUGGACUGCUUUAGUAGGCAUUUUAAAAAGCGUUGUUGUAAAUUGACUGAUAGUAUAGUUUUAUAUUGUAAUUAUCAGGCCAUUAUGGAUGUCUUGUGCCUCAGAAUAUUGAUUUGAGUGUAUGACUGCUUUACAGUUCUGCAACUUACUCCAUACUCCCAUAUAACUAAACAAACUGUCAAAAGCUAGGAUGAAAAAAAUAAUCCAUUUAUUUGCUGAUGUCUAGGGUAAGGCAAAAAUGCUUUCAAAAGUGACUUCUUUUCAAAGUGAAAGUAUGUUUAUGUCUCAGGCCUAGGAUGUAUAGUCCCUUAUGCAAAAAACCCGUGACUGAUCAUGACAAAUUUUGAUUGCUCAUCAACUCUUAAAUGAGUGUGAUUUCACACUAUGUGAUUAAUACUGAAAGUACAACACCACCAAGUUCUGAAGAAAUGAAAUACACAUCUUAGGAAAAUAUGUAUUUUUGUCAAUUUGGCUUGUUCAACUGUAAGCUUUUGUAAGGAUCGUCUAAACUCCUUUUGGUGUCUCUUGCAAAGUUGACAGUUAAGAUAAAUUAUCCUGUAUUUUCAAGGAAGUUCCGCAAAGAGAUAAAAUCCCACUGAAUAAUUCAAGUUGUCAGGAAAGAGAUUUACUUCAGAUGUCUGUAGUGACUUGACUACUUUUUUUUUUUUUUAAGACAGUGAAAAAUACUAAAAUUUCAUUGUCUGACAUGAUUUUCAUAAGUAGUGGUAGUUUUUUUUUUAAAAACAAUUGCUCCUUUGCUUAACCAAGAUUUCCCCCAAAUGAGUGUUUUAUGACCUGAAGAAUUAUUGUGGUAAAUGUUGAUGCACAACCAACAUGUCAACAGGAAAAUAUAAAGCUAGAGGCAACUUUCCAUUGCAGGGAAAACAUUCAGUAAUUUCAACUGUCAUCUUUUUAGGGAAGAAUAAUUGAAGAUACAGGUGAUUACAUGACUUCUUGCAAAAACAGAAUUAAAAAGAAAUUGUAUCCACAUGUCUGCUGUAUUUGGAAGUCCCCUAGGAGCAUGUGGGAAGUGGCAAGUACGUACUGCAACAGUAAAAUGCUGCAACAAAGCAACAGUAUAUUGUAUUUUUCAUGUGCCAAUUACAGACAACUUUUGGAGAUCAAGAAAAUGUAAUGUAACUUCAACCUCGGGUUGUGCAAGCUUCCAAAACAGGACUUCUAAAGGGAAGAGCAGUCACAUCAUCCUACCUCGGUGGAUGCCUUGGCCUCUUGAAUAGUUCAGGACCCUUGGAUGACCACACUUUAUGCAAGAUCUGGAAUCUUCCUGCCUGGACUCCUUUCUGUUUUCUGAGGGUAACUACUUGUUCAUGUUGGGGAGAGGUCUAAAACGCAAGCUGAGUGACUAUGAGGAGAACAUGGCUGGUCUCUCGAGUGCCUUUGAUUCCAGUCGAAAUUUGCCAUAUCCACUUAAGAGGCAGUUGGUGCUUAACAUGUGCCUCACCAAGUUACAGACAUACAAAAUGCUGGUGGAACCGAACUUGCACCGCUCUGUCCUCAUAGCCAACACAGUACGGCAAAUUCAAGAGGAAAUGAGACAAGAGAGUAGUCAGCAGCCAAUUAAUGUCUGCCCUGGCAUUACUCCUAGUUCUCACAGCUACACAGGGAUGGAGUCAUCUGGGAUUUCUCUUCAGUUGCCUUCAGGUAUUAGUCAGCAAGAGUCUAACUGUUGCGACUUACGGUCUGUAGAAGACCCAAUUGAAAAUAGCCUGCUCAUAGUUUCAGAUGAUGAUAUGUCAUCUGCUAUUUCAUCUAUUCUGAAGGAUUUAGACUUUGUAGAAGAUAUAAGCCCGCCUACUUGUCUGGUUCCUACUGGAGAUGACCAGCCAAAGUUUCCAGAAAAUACUGGUCUAAAACUAGAAGAUGAUAGACAGGAUUUGAAGGGAGCUGAAUGUGUGUUUGGUUCCUUUGAGAUUUCAAAUUCAACUAGCUACUUGAAGGAUUUGGCAAUAGAUGACAUUUUUGAAGAUAUUGACACUUCAAUGUAUGAUUCAGACUUUUGCUGCCCUCCAUUAAUGCCACCCAGACCACCAUCUCUUGCUACAGAAGAACCAUUGAAAACCUUUCCAUCUUGUAAUUCUUCUUCAGCAAGCAACAUUCAGAUAUGUAGAACAGAUCUGAGUGAGUUGGACCACAUCAUGGAAAUUCUUGUUGGAUCCUGAUACUUGUUUUACCCAAAGAUACUUAUUAACUGCCACUUUCAUUUGGUUUCAGGAUAAAAGCCACUGGAAAAGUUGUAAAGAAUUCUUUAAAACACAAACUAAAAAUAAUUUGUCCGUAGUGGGAUUUUCUAAAUAAUUCCAAAUCUUAUAAACCAAAAAAAGUGGCAGAUUUUUUUUUUUUUUAAAGAAAUAUUUAUUUAUCAGAACUGUGCAAUCAUCUUUUUCCUUCCAGGGUGUAUGUGGAACAAUAGGCACAUACCCUUAUCACCCCUCAUGCCUCUUUCAAUAAACUUUUUUAUGUGCAAUUUUUAAUUUGUCAGAAGAAUUUACAUGCAAAACAAAUUUCAUACGAGAUGAUCUUUUACAAAGCCUCCACUUUAUUUUUAAUAUCAGAGUCUAUGCCAGGUUGGCAUACAUCAAGUUGCAUAGUUGGAUUGCGUGGAUUGCAGGCGCAUUACAAGAGAUGGGUAUAUUUUAAAAAUGAGACACACUUCGCUUUCUUUUCGUCAGAAAAGCAGAUCAAGACACUGAUCAACGAAGUCUCUUGCAUUUUCUAAAGCAUUCAGAACUAUUUAUUUUUGUAAAUUUUAUAGUCUUUCUACAUUUUACUACGUUAUUUCAUCAUAGUUCAAAUAUAAUGGACUUCUAGUUGGAUGUGUUUAGCACUACCUCUGAGCUGAAAUGCUUUAACUCUUUCCAGUGCUUCGUCUAAGACUGCAGAUCUUGUUUCUAUUUUUUUUUUCUGGGGGAAAGUACUUCUAACUCAUUAAGCUGAUCCUUUGACAGUGACCUAGCUGAUUUGUGAAAUCAAGGGUAUUCAAUGUUUAAAAACUUUUAAGUAUUUACAAAUGUAAUUUAUAUGUAGAUUGUGCAAUUUUAACAUUUUUCUGUCAGUAUUAUGUGCUUAGAUUUUGAAUAAUCUUGGCGUUCUUUAAAUUAAAACUUACUAUGUACAGGUAGCUUUUUAAUCUGUUUUGGAAAACACUGUCCUUCAACCCUGCUUUCACUACAAAGUUUAAGAUGAUUUUUAUGUGCAAUAUUAUUUAAAAAGAUACACAUUUGUAUACCUGGCAUUGUGGAAAGAAACGCUUCAAACUUAAAACUUCUAGCACCUUUGGAGGAUACUCAAGAGUCAACAUGUCCGUAUCCUUUAAGAAACAAAGCUGAGAACACUUCUUACUACACCAGUGCUUACUGCUUUGAAUACUCCUGAAAUACUCAUUGAUACGUGGUGAGUCAGUGCCGAUGACCAAGUACCAUCGUGCAGCUGUGUCUGUGGGAGCUCAGGGGUCUGACCGCCCAGAUGCAGCGCCAGGGCUGGGGCCUGCGUGGGCUUUGGAAGCAUCGUGGUGGUUGCUGCUGCCGAUGCUGCAGAUUGUACUGGGGAGGGAGGGGUGCGUGUCUAUGGCAGGUGUGUAUAUAAGUACAUAUAAGCGCACUAAUUAACUGAAGAUGAGAUUUGCAGUGAGAACUAUUUCCAUAAGACAGUUUGGAUACCGUGUUUCAGCUUGAACUGAGGUCUAUAUUGAUCUUUUCUAUUGUCUUCUGAACUACACACUUGCACAUUAGUUUUUGGGUUGGUUUUUUAUUAUUUUUUAAUUAUAAAACUUUUACUUUGUUCUUGAAAGCUGCAGCACCUGUCUUGUAAGAAAAUUUGCAGUUGUAAAAGCUUUGCUUUGGUUUGUUGGUUUUGGGGGCAGGGGUGGUUGUUGUUCUGCUGAGACUUUUCAUGAAUGGGGCAUCGGCAGAGGAAAAAAAAUGUUGCCUGUGUGUUGCAUCUCACAGAAGUUGAAAUCCUGGCCCUAUUGAAGGGGCCAGGGUUGUCACCUAGUAUUUCUAGUCUUAACCGAUGCUGUGGCACACCUACCUUGUGCAAAGAUCUCCAUUUUUUACUGUGACUAUUUUGGUUAACAGUUAGCUGCCGAUACAAUUUGGUAUCCCAAACCAGUGGAGAACCAGUUCAGGUCACAUCCUCGCAGCCAUCUGGGUUGUUUAGCAACCGAAGGGUAUAAAUGUAUUUAUAUGCAUAUAAUGUAUUGAUUCUAAUAUAAAACCUCUGAUCUAAAGUAUUUUGAAUUGCUGGAUAAAGGGAUUUGUUUGAAGAGUGUAUAAAUAGUUCUUGAAGAGGUACAGCUUCAGAAUGUACACAGAUUGUGCAUUGUGUAUAGACUACUCUGGCUUUUCCUCAGCCUCUACUUUUGUAUUAAAGAUAUGACUGAAUAAAUCCUUGAAAUAUUAAGGGCCUUCUGCACUGUGAUGAAGCAGAGUUGUGGUUAAAAAUGUCUUUAAAUUCAGUAAUGAGGGAUAAAAUAAAAAGACUGCAUCUAAUUUCUUUUUGCAUUUGAAAAUAUGGAAUGUUACUAUGCAGUAAAGAUAUUUUGGUAUGAAAAUUGUAUUAUGUAGCAAAUAGUGAAUGCUUAAUAAAUCCACUUACUCAUGUUGGAGCCCCUACAGAAACACAAGAGAAGACAACUUGCUUUUCAGCAUUUACAUGCUAAAGUUUUUUUGUAUGCUUCAGAAAAAGAUUAAAUUGUUGGUAGAUGUUUUAUCAACAAUUCAAAAUGCAAUUUUUGUUCAAGUGCUUGCUACAAAGCUCUGUUUCUAAUUGGUUGCUUGCAUCACAGUGCCAAGACCAUAAGCUGGUAUGUAAUGCAGUUCGGUUAUGUAUGGAAUUAUGUGCAAAGGGAAGUUUAAUUUUUAAAUAUGCACAAACUAAUUUUAAAAUCCUUCCAUGUAAAAUGAAGUUAGAGGCUAGUUGUGGUGGACCUAUUUAUUGUAUGUUUGGAAAUAAAAGCCACAGUUUUGCAGUUUAA